This is a messenger RNA of Babesia bigemina, 5601 nucleotides long. RefSeq lists its product as hypothetical. The coding region runs from base 1 to 5601 and encodes 1866 amino acids. The record is from RefSeq and is a predicted model, not a curated record. The transcript has a single exon. Lineage: Eukaryota; Apicomplexa; Aconoidasida; Piroplasmida; Babesiidae.
AUGGGAUUUUUGAGUGGUGUGCUUGAUGCGGUGAAAGAUGAUGAUGCGGUUAGAACGUACGAUAAAGAUAUCAGUGGAGAUAAAAUUGAUACAGUUAUUAACACCUUAAAUAAAAAAAUUGGCUCCGGGCGUCAUGGGCUUGCGGCGUCUGUCGCCGCGGUGAAGGGGUGGUUGGAGGGGUAUGAAUUAGAAUACCGCAAAAAAGCAAGCAACGUCACAGAGGUUCUAGGUGAGUUGAAAACCAAAAUUGCAGGUAAAUACACUCAUGAUGUUGCAGGUGCUGCGGGUGAGAAGCUGGAGACCCAGUUGACCAGGUGGACAGAGACACUUGAGUCCAUCGAGCUGGACGUUAAUAACACUGAAAACCAAUAUGUUAAUAUGCUAGAUAGUACAUUAAAACGUGAUGCGAUGCGUGAAGUUAAGCCGAUUAACACAUCGGUUAAUAUGUUGCUUGAUGCUGCUCAGAAUCCUGAGGUGACUGAACAGGUGAAGGUCGUCGACUGGAUGCUGGAUGAGCAAGAAAAACGCGUAAAGAAUGAGAUUCGGAAACAUUCGAAGCAGUUGAGAGAAACCUCUGAUGGUGAGUUCCGCAAAGUAUUAGGGAAAAUAUUUGAAUUGAAAAAUAAUAAGCAUGAGCAAUUUGGACAUGUCCGAAAUGUAGUGGGGAUGGCAAAGGAGGAGGCGCAGGGCUUGUUGGCAAGAUUCGACGGAGAAUAUCGGAAGCAGAUUAUUCGUCAUUUUGACGCAAUCAAAGGAGCGCUCGCUGACGUUAAUAUGAAAGAAAAUCCAACUGGUAAAAUGAAUACAUCUAAACUCAAAGAGGAUGCUGAAAAAAUAAAAACUUCGUUGGAAACCAUAUCCCUCAGGUUGGGAGGCCAUGUUGGUGAGUUGGAAAAUUGGAUGUACAAGACUAAAAACCACAUAAAUGAGUUCAAAGAACAGGAAGUUGAAAAAAUCAUUGAGCUAAACAAAGGGGGAUUUGGGAGUUGGAAAGAAAAUAUAACGCAGGCCGCAAAAGAGGUUUAUACGGAGACGAAUAGGUUCGAUGAACAAUUUCAGUUAUUAAAGGCGAAAUUGGAAGAAGAGGUUGAACAUGUUAAUGGAAGAGGCGGCGCGUUGUCACAGCUUACCGCGCUUGAGAAUCAUAUGAACGGAGAGGUGCCUAGGGAGUUGGCCGGUUUUAAAACAAAUGGGUGGACGUUGACUGAGCAGAUCACUGAGCUUACGAGUAGAAUAACAACAAACGUAAAAGAAUACGUUAAAACACAUUUAGGAAAACAGAUAAAGGGUGAAGUAGAAAAAAAAACAAAUAAAAUCAUAAAGCAAGAUGCGAGACAGGGCGGAGAUAAUGGCUUUCUUGGUGAUAUCGAAACAAAGAUUUACGCGUAUGCGAAGACCUUCCAACUGCAACAGUUUGGCAAUAAGGUCGAGGAGUGGAUUAUAAACAUAUUACAGAAAGAUCCGGUUAAAGAAUGGCUUGCAGCGUAUAUAUCGUCCAACGCGAAUGGAAGGCUCGGAAACAAACAAACACAUGAGUUGCAUACUCCGAUUCUGAAUGCAAUAAAAAUAGCUGUGGAGGCAGCUAUUAGAACAGCCGGUGAAAUGAUCGAAGUUCAAGGCAAAGAUCAAAUUAGAGACAACAUAGAAACUGUUAAAAAAGCCUGCAACCAUUUUGCUACCCAACUUGAAGCGCAUUUUACGAGUGCCAAAAUUAAUGGUUUUGUGAAGGAUUUAGUUGACAAAGUGGAGAAAACGUUGACGGGUGCACACUCGAAUACAGUUUACAGCGCACAUCUCGUAAUCGCCUUGCAAGCUACCCUUGCUUCACUUGCCGCUAAAGCUAGGCAGGUUGCUUCUGAACUGGAUUCGUUGGUAAUCAGUAGUCAGCACAACAUUGCACUGAAUUUGCAAAGUGCGAUACGAGACGUUAAAGCACUCGGUAACAGUAUUGAGAUGGAGAUUGGAAAGACUGAUAGUGUCCCCCACGGCUCUGCCGAGAAUCUUGGUCACCAAAUUCAAACUCAACUUGGCAAUCAAGCGACAAAUAGGGACUUUGACAACCAGCUCUGUGAGCUUUUGCAAGCUGCAAUAAAAAAUGGUGUCAAGAAGUUGCAGGAAGCACUUAACGGUUCUGCUAUCAGCAAACUCAAAAGUGUUGAUAAAAGCGUUGAAGGCGUUGUUGAAUCAGCCAAACAGGCCAAAGAAGGGGUUGCAGGUCGAGUGAAAGAAAUUGAAACGAACCUCACCGAACUGAUGAGCUGGAUUACCGAAACCGGAAAUAUCGUUAAAAAUGAAUUACAAAAGCUGAUUAACUAUAAAAUAUAUGGCUCGCUAACUGAAGUCAAAAACAAAAUUGGAACACUGCGUACUACUGAUUUGUACAACGUGAUAGAUACCGACAUUAAAGCCGUCAAUGCGAUAAUCGCCUCACUGGAAUCGCUUCCCGGAGUUGUUGACACGAUGAAAGGGGAGACGGAAGCGAAAAUGGAAACUUUGCAAGAAAACGUAGAUGUACUUCAAAAGCUAUUGGUAAACAUCGAAGUUAAUGUCAAACUUGCCGACGAACAGAUCGAGAAGUCUAUUGAUGUCGUUCAACAAUGUCUUCAAGAUUCCUGUGAGAACGUCACAACAGCUAUCGAAUUACUUGAAAACAACCUUAUUGCCGUCGUUGCAGAUGCAUUUCAACGAGUGACGCAGGAAGUCCGGGCAAUGUUCGCCAAAGAAAGAACCGCCCACCUCUCCGCCCUCAAGACCCUCCUCUCCACCCAGCUCAAGAUCAUCACCUGCACCGUCAACAAAAACCUCAACACCGGCCUGAAAGGCUUCCUCAAGACGCUGAGCGGGGAUUCUGUCGACGAUUACGCGGCUGGUUAUAAGGAGCGUCCGAAGCAUCUCCCUCCUAAAACUCAGAAGCCCAAUCUGCUCGACCCAGUGAAGACCGCUCUUGGCGGAGGUGGACAUGGAGAGAAAGUGAAAUCGCUGUCCGAUAGAUCACAAGCCUAUUUCCUUCACCUUUUCACCUACUUGCGUAAAGAUAUGGAGAAACAUUUUACUUCUCAGCCUCAGGUCCACGGUGACUAUCAUAGUCGUAUCAACACCAUCCGCUCGAACCUCACCACCCUCCUCGACCACAUCAGCACUCACAAACACUUCGACCACCAGGUGCCCCAAAUGCUCGACACACUCAAGAAGUCCCUUACCACCUUCACGUCCUCGCACUUCGGCAACGCAUCCUACCCCGUGCUCGACGCCUUUCCCCGAAGCCUGGAGCAGUUCGUCGACGAGCUGGAGAGGAUGUACGUGAAUAGGUAUGAUGGGCAUAAGCAGAAGGUUAAUAUGGGUAAAUUGGUUAUUAGUGAUGGUGAUAAAGGUGAAAAAUUAACGGAUGACGGCAGAAACUUGUCGAAGGUAUUUUUGACGAGUUUGGUGACUUUGAAAGCCGGGUUAGACGAGUUAAAGCAGAAUGCUCCAAACGCCUGGAGAGGAAGACAAAUUUAUUUGCAAGACAGUAACGAAGAUGAAAACUCAUUUGGUCAAUUUUUGAACAAGUGCGGUUACAAAGUUUCCAAGUCGCAUGAUUCCCAUGAAGGUCACCUGAGGAAUAAGGAGCAGUGCAAAGGUCAAUAUAUCCACGACGGUCUUCUUGUAGGCGAUAAGCAGCAUAUUUAUCACUCAGAUAAAAACGGUAAACGUGCACUCGAGAUACUUUUCGACUAUUUGGAGACAUACAACGACUUAUGCCAUCUCUCAACAUUAACCUCCAAGAGACAGCCAUGCUCCGUGUACGAGAUGCUCGCUUGGCUCUCGGGACUAACGCACAAUCCGGUACACCAAAGUAAGCUAAGCGUAGCCAUCAUGAACGUUUUGGAAGAGCUAUACAAAAGAGGUAGAGAAGAUGAGGGAGAACAUGGCGACGUAUUAGCAGUAGAACGACAAGCAGACGGAGGGGAGUUCAAAGUGUCAUUGGUUGAUGCACGCUCCGUAUCCCUGGAAGCCUACCCACGUGACGUAUCAUAUGAUGAACUGUGGGCAGCCGUGACGCAUAUAUGUUCGACUUCAUAUGACGUCCUUUGCGCAAUUGCCGGUCACGGCGACGAAUUCACGACAUACGCUGUGGACUAUUCCAACAAUCACAUGAAAUUCAAUUACCCCCAAAACGGGGAAGAUUGUCUCGAUAUGCUCCUUGACAUCCUUCGUCGAAUGUUGCCAACAUUACAAUAUUUGUAUAGUCAGUGCAGGCUCAGCAAUGGGCUCAACGGUUGGCAAGCGUGCAAGUACGGCAAGGAUAUCAUGACAGCCAAAUGGCCAUGCAAAGUUCAUCCAUCCGACGAACCAGAUAAUAAAUCAAACUGCCAAGCAAAGUGUAAACCAACGUGCCAAGCAAAGUGCGAAGUAACGUGCCAAGUAGAUUGCCAACCAACAUCGCCAUUGAUGAGUUACCUGAACGACUGCUUGCCGGGUCAUUUACCUCAUCAACUUACUAAAAUUGGAUGUAAGUACGAGUGUUCCAAUUGCUCAACUUCUAAAAAGGGUAAGCCUUGCCUGACGCCUCUUGGAUUCAAAGGUUUCUCCGGAUCCACACGUAUGGGUAAGGACAUAUGUGAAGUGCUGACCAAAUUCAUCAACAUCAAGCAUCUUACGGGUCUAUUCACGCUGAUUCCCAAGCCGCCUUCCACGUUGCCAGAGCACUUCGGUUUUACCUUGGCGCUGGCGAUUGGUAUUAAUGCAACAUCUAGAACUAAUAAUUACGAUCCUCAUGCGUUUAGAGGCGUGUUUGCCGCAUCCAUCUACGAGCAAACUAUUAACCUCUGUACCGACCAAUCCACAUUGACCAAUGCGUUAACCGACGCAUAUGGGUCGCCGUCUCCAACACAUGGCGUAUGCGAACAUGCCCACGUUAGAAAUCUCACGGCGUCCGAUAGCUGCAAAGGGAAGACCAAUUUGGAACUCGAAUGCGCUCCGUACCUUGCCAAUUUAUCUGUCGACUGUUAUCGAUACCUCGGUAAAAAGCAUUCCAACCUCUACUUGUCAUGGGCUGUCUACCUCCCUUGGAGCUUUUGGACGAAUCUUAAAAAUCUAUAUGACGCGUUUUGCAACAUUUACUGUCAAGACUGGGGCUGUCGUGGUUGCUUAAGAGGCGACAAGUGCAAACGUGGAGAACAUGGAUCAAUAAGUGACGCUUCCAAACAACCUAAUUGCCAAUGCCACUCCAUUGUUGACUGCAGAGGCGUCGCUCCAACUUUGUACAGUUAUGGCUUUUCCUUCGGUGACCCAUCGAAAUUGCAGAACGAGCAUUAUCCAAACACAUGUGCCGACUUCCGCAAGCAAUUGAAAAAUGUAUUGAAGUCGGAAUACUUCACAAAAUUAUUUGAAGAGUGUGACAAAUUCUUAUUCACCAUCAGAGAGCCCUUCAUCUGGCUCAACGUCGCCCUCUGGCUCCUCUCCUUCCUCUACCUCCUCCACAUCAUGGUCAUCCGCCUCGACCUGCUCCACAUCAAAUCGCAUUUGCACUCACCAUCAUCACAUCGCAUCGCCACGCAAUCACUACUCGCCGCUGCACGUGUUAAAGCACUCAACAAAGUGCUGUACCUGCAACCUUGA